Messenger RNA from Perca fluviatilis (European perch), 1910 nucleotides. RefSeq lists its product as uncharacterized. Bases 915 to 1910 code for a protein of 331 amino acids. Lineage: Eukaryota; Metazoa; Chordata; Actinopteri; Perciformes; Percidae. The transcript has 11 exons. The record is from RefSeq and is a predicted model, not a curated record.
GAUUAUGGAUUUUUUUUUUUUUUUUUAGCUAUGAAGGACCAAGCACCUCUACCCCUAGUAAGAGGCAGAGGAAGAAGCUUCACUUGAUUGCCCCUGCGCUGUCCAGUAUUGGAUGUCCAUCAAGUGGAACACUUUCAGACCGAAGAAGCCAUUGGAUUUUUGGAGAGCACCAUGGAUGCCUCUGAAGGUCUAGAGAACAGUCUUCAAAAUAUGAGUGUCCAAGACAACGCAAUAAUAGAUGAACAUGAGUUUAAUGACCUCAGGAACAGUGUGAUGGGUGGGGCGCUGCACCAACCCACAUGCAUUGACAGUAUGCCAAUAAUCUCAGCGAAUGAGACGGUUCAUGACAUCCCUGACAUAGACCCUCCAUCAAUUGACCCAACACCCCCCACUCAAACACCCAUCUUUCCUACUCCACUCGAGGUCAUCACUGAGGAUGACCUAAUAGGAAAACGGGCAUCCAUCACCUAUGAGGACAGUCUAAAGCAGCUAGCAACAUUCCUCAUGCUGCCAGUGCAGAGUUGUCCAUACAGGUGCAAUAUAACCAAUGUGGACUGCCUAUGCCUUUCCCCCUUUGAGGUCUCCAUCACUUCCAGGGGUACAGCAAGCAUCCUCAAAUGGACCUGUCCCAUUGGUCAUAUUGUUUGGAGGUGGAGCUCACAGCCUACAGUGAAAUACGGGAUGCUAGCAGGGGAUUUCAUGUUGGCCACCAACAUCUUACUGUCUGGGAGCAACUAUUCCAAAGUUGCUCUUCUUUUAAAAUUCAUGAACAUGGGGAUGGUCGACCACAGCUCUUUCUUCACUAUCCAGGACACCUAUUGCGUGGACACCAUAAAGGAGUACUGGACUGAUAAACAACAAGUAAUAGUACAGCGCCUAAAAACAAAGAUGUGGUGAUCAUCGCGGAUGGAAGAAUGGACAGCCCUGGGCACUGUGCCCAAUACUGCACCUACACCGCCAUGGAAAACGAGUCCAGAGAAAUACUCUCCAUCAUCAACAUAGACAAAAGGGAAACGCAGAGAAAUUCUGUUAUCAUGGAGAAAGAGGCAUUCAUCCGAACGGUGGACAGACUUAUGACUGAGCUGAAGCUCGUCGAAGUUUGUACAGAUGCCCAUGUUCAGAUCUCUGCUCUCAUGAACAAAGGAAAGUACAAAGACUUGGGGCUGCGGCACAGCCUAGACAUGUGGCAUGGGGCCAAGAACUUGGCCAAAAAGAUCCACACUGCAGCACAGAUCAAAGGCCAGUCUAGCCUGAUCCAUUGGUUGAAGGACAUUGUUAACCACUUUUGGUGGUGCGGCAAAAUGGCUGACUCGUCCCACGACUUCCUUGUGCUGUGGAUGGGACUAUUGCACCAUGUGACCAAUGAACACAGGUGGGUGCAGGGGAACUGCCAACAUGAGCCCAUGGAACACGACGGGACAAAGCAGUGGUUCGUAAGAGGCUCAAUGGCUCAUGAGGCUCUAAAGGGCAUUAUGAGAAACAAGCGGUGGCUUAAUGAAGUUCACAAGUACCUGAACUUCAGAACGACAGCUGAACUGGAGUCUUUUCAAAAUCACAUACUAAUGUAUGCCAGUAAGCGUUCUGCAUUUAGCCCACCUGCAUUCGAGGCCAGAACCCUGCUGGCAGCCCUGGACUAUAACUACCACAAAGACCGACCGGACAGGAUGAAACCUGAUGGAAGCAAACAGUUCAGGAGACUGUACAAGAAGAAUGCCAGAAGAUACAGUCUUUAUACACUGAAAACAGAGAAGACGUAUGGCUACAUCCCAGAUCUGCAGGCUCGGAUUCUCCUGAAGAGACUGACUGGCAGGGGAAUGCCAAGGCUAAGGUCCCUACGCCCUGAUGACCCCAGGAGGUUUGGCCUGCUUCGUUCAUCAACUUGUAACCAUCACCCUAACGGAUUAAUGUGA